Oldenlandia corymbosa var. corymbosa is the source of this 2162-nucleotide messenger RNA. The record is from the annotation of a GenBank genome assembly. NCBI's taxonomy places the organism in Eukaryota, Viridiplantae, Streptophyta, Magnoliopsida, Gentianales, Rubiaceae.
GUAAAUAAAUAAAUUAGUUACUCCUUCACAGUCUACGAAAUAAAUAUUAACCCAAAAAAGGAAGAAAAAAAAAACGUUAAUAAAAAGCAAAGGUUAAAGAAGAAAAAAGAACCAAUAGCAAGAGUGGCGCGCGGCGGACAAUAGCGAUAUUACGGCGAAAAUUCAUGCAAAACAAAGCCAUUCUUCUCCACACUCUUCCGACUCUUUCUUCCCUUUCUUUCUCUCUCUCUUUCUUUGAGUCUUUCUCACUUAAAUCCCACUCCCCCUUCCUUCUUCUUCUUCUUAUUCUUAUUUCCAUCCCAAAUAAAAUUAAUUCCAUCACAAAUUAAACACGCACACACACAGUAAAGACCCACAUUUUUCUUUUCUUUCCAAAAUUGUUAGUACAAAUUAACUCAUUUUCCGACGAUGAAUGUGAAUGUUGGCCGGCCUAACAAAAGAGUAACGUCUAACCCGAUUAGAUAUGUUAUCGGAGAGCAACGUUUGGUUUGCCUUUUCCUUGGAAUCGGCAUUGCUUCUCUCAUUUUCGCUCUGAUUCCUUCCAAAUCAUCAUUGUCUUUAUCGGGUCGGAUUAGUAGUAACAAUAAUGAUGGAUGGAUCUCUUCUGAUUCAUCAUCAUCCUCAUUGUCUGAACACCAUCUUCAACAACAAAGCGUUCCUUCUCGAAGAAUUGCUUAUGAGCUUCAAGAUGAAUCUGAUCAGCGGGGCAAUUCAGGUGCAAAGUUGCCAAUGGGGCUGAAGAGCAGGCGAUUGAGAGUUCUGGUCACUGGUGGGGCCGGGUUUGUAGGGAGCCAUCUUGUGGACCGUCUCAUGGCCCGUGGUGAUAGUGUGAUAGUUGUGGAUAAUUUCUUUACGGGGCGUAAAGACAACGUGGUCCAUCAUUUCAAGAACCCACGGUUCGAACUCAUUAGACAUGAUGUAGUUGAGCCCAUUUUACUUGAAGUGGACCAGAUCUACCACUUGGCCUGCCCGGCCUCACCGGUCCAUUACAAGUAUAACCCUGUCAAGACCAUUAAGACAAAUGUAAUGGGAACUUUGAACAUGCUUGGUUUGGCAAAGAGGGUAAACGCUCGAUUUCUGAUAACAAGCACCAGCGAGGUUUAUGGUGAUCCUUUGCAGCAUCCACAAGUUGAGACCUAUUGGGGAAACGUGAAUCCAAUUGGUGUUAGAAGUUGUUACGAUGAAGGUAAACGCGUUGCUGAGACUUUGAGUAUGGAUUAUCACCGAGGACUGAACCUUGAGGUGAGGAUUGCUAGGAUCUUUAACACCUAUGGACCACGUAUGUGCCUUGAUGAUGGACGUGUUGUUAGCAAUUUCGUUGCUCAGGCCUUAAGAAAAGAGCCAUUGACUGUUUAUGGGGAUGGGAAGCAGACCAGGAGUUUCCAAUACGUUUCUGACCUGGUUGAAGGUUUAAUGCGAUUGAUGGAAGGUGAUCAUGUUGGCCCUUUCAAUCUCGGGAACCCUGGUGAAUUCACCAUGCUCGAACUAGCUAAGGUUGUGCAAGAGACGAUCGAUCCAAAUGCUAAAAUCGAAUUCAGGCCAAACACGGAGGAUGAUCCUCACAAGAGAAAGCCGGACAUUUCUAAGGCGAAAAACCUACUUGGAUGGGAGCCAAAAGUGUCACUUAGAGAAGGACUUCCCCUCAUGGUUUCUGACUUUAGGCAACGUCUAUUUGGCGAUGACAAAAGUAGCAGUAACUCAGGUGGUUCCAUUUUUGCAGCAUAGAGACUUGAUUUGAUCGAUGACAACCUGAGAAAUUCUCAAUUAAAUUGGUAAAGAGGAAGAAAUUCUCAAUGUAGAAGAAAGAAGCCUUAGAACAAAUAUGUAGAUGCAACUGUGUUACAAUAAAUGAAGGGGAAGUGACAGAAACACCGUAGAUUUCGAUGUCAACUCCUUCCUGCAAGAAUUAAUGAUACUUGUCUUGGUUAAGGUAUUCAGGAAAAUUUUCGUAUGGCUAAAGAAUCAAACUCUAUGAAUGUUGUAAGGUCAUUUUGACAAUGUUAUGUAAUGAUUUUUUUUUUUUUUUAUAGUGUGCUAGCAUUAUUCUUAAUUCAUUAUACCGAGCUACCAACCACUUAUGUACGCAAACUCAAUAUGUGUAGAUGAGAUUUUUGUUACACAUUUUAAUUGACAUCUCUGUAUCAUUUAACUAUUGUUAGGAA